AUGGCAGAUUCGCAAUCACCGGCUCCAACAGCUGAGGCACAUCGUCUGGUUCAAGAGAAUGCGCCAACCAUCUCAUCGCCGCUAAACCCUGAGGUCAGAGGCCGCUCACAGCGCGAGCGCAAAGAGACGGCCAAGAAGCGUGAGGCCACACGCGGCACCACACCGACAGUGCCAUCCAAACGCAAGGCUCCUGGCCUUUCGAACGGCCGCCAUGCUGCUGCUCAGUCGGCUCCGUCUCCCAUGCGCUACCAGAUUCCUCCGCCAAAAACAUCCGACUACGAUCCACCCAAGCCGCCCGUCUUCACCUCACACGAACCUCUACCCUACACCACACCUGAUGGCAAGACGGAACUCAAANAAGUGACAGACCAAGCCGAGAACAAGCGCGCAUACCGAUACACGUUGGCCGUGGCAGACCCCAACUUCCGACACAAGCAGUUUUAUCGCCAGUCGGACGGCUUGCCCUAUGGAGCCCGCAUGUCUUUUGAAGAUGCCGACCGUUCAAUACACUACGAUACCAAUGGCCACAUUAUGACCAACAGCAGAGGAUGGCGCAUGGCGAGAGCUAACGUCUGCGCCCGCGAGGGUUCGCUGUACUACGAAGUUCGUAUUGUGCGUGGUGUGCCUGUUGUUCAGUCAGAAGACACCAAGGGACCCCAGCCACAUGUACGAGUCGGAUGGGCACGCCGAGAAGCUCCUCUGGAUGCCCCAGUCGGCUUUGACGGCUACAGCUACGGCAUCAGCGACUUGCGUUUCGAGCCCAUGCAUCGUAGCAGACCAUCCAAGUUCUUCCAACAAAAGACAUCAAAAUCAAAGGCCAAUACGCCAAUUCAGCUUGACGACAGCAUCCGCGAAGGCGAUGUUGUCGGUCUCGAGAUCACUCUGCCCUCACUGGCCCUGCAUCAAAAGGUCGUCGAGGGCCAUUACAACCCUGCCGUCGACCUCGGCGAUGGCUUUGAAGAACAGCCUCCACUGCCCGAUCCUUCUGUGGAAAUUCACCACAUCAUCCGCGACCGUAUACCCGUUCCUUACAAAGGCAAUGUUUACUUUGAGAUCAUGGAUUAUGUCUCAACCAAACCUGUCGAAGCAUACGCAGACCGCACCCUAUCUCUAACCUCCCUGUCCACACCUGCUCCUGGCGCCCCAACCUCCAUCAAAUCACAGCCUAAUCCUCAUCACCAAGAUCCUCCGCUCCGUACUCUGCCGCACAGCAGCAUCCGUGUCUACAAGAAUGGUCAACUGAUCGGUACUGCCUUUGAGAAUCUUCUGGCCUUCCUGCCCCCAGCCAGCCAGGUCAGCAAAGCUCAAGGCGCACGCGAAGGCUUUGACGAUGGCAUGCUCGGCUAUUUCCCUGCUAUUGCCUGCUUCAGUGGUGGUAUUGCCGAGCUCAACUUUGGCGAGAAUGGCUUCUGGAACCCACCACCUCACCUCAAACCCGCCCCCGCGAUUGCGGAUACUUCGGACUCGAACCAUAGAUUCUACCCUGGCAGUUCUCUCCGACCCAUCUCCGAAAGGUUCAAGGAGCAGAUAGCUGAAGAUAUGGUGUGGGAUGUGCUCGACGAAGUCGACUUCUUUAGUCAAGAUGGUGGUUUUGGAGGUAAGGUCGGCGCCGGCGCAAAUGCUGUCAAGAAGGGUGUUGCCAGCUUGAAGGAGGAGAUGGACUAG
Aureobasidium musti is the source of this 1665-nucleotide messenger RNA. NCBI's taxonomy places the organism in Eukaryota, Fungi, Ascomycota, Dothideomycetes, Dothideales, Saccotheciaceae. The record is from the annotation of a GenBank genome assembly.